Phycodurus eques (leafy seadragon) is the source of this 2043-nucleotide messenger RNA. It is a transcript of the gene dctd, whose product is annotated as dCMP deaminase. The record is from RefSeq and is a predicted model, not a curated record. Gene Ontology annotation, cellular component: cytoplasm. The coding region runs from base 90 to 677 and encodes 195 amino acids. Gene Ontology annotation, molecular function: zinc ion binding; dCMP deaminase activity. Gene Ontology annotation, biological process: dTMP biosynthetic process; dUMP biosynthetic process. The transcript is spliced from 6 exons. Lineage: Eukaryota; Metazoa; Chordata; Actinopteri; Syngnathiformes; Syngnathidae.
CGUCUUCCGGUUAAUGUUGAAUUGGCUGGGGAUGUCAAAGAACCGGCAGAAAAAGCGAAAUUCGGGGCUGCGCACCUGAUUGAACAACUAUGGACGGCGUUCAGCUGCAGAAGUCUGACAUUUGCAAUGGCUGUAUAACCAAGAAGAGGGACGACUACCUGGAAUGGCCGGAGUACUUUAUGGCAGUGGCCUUUUUGUCAGCUCAGAGGAGUAAAGACCCGAGUUCACAGGUGGGGGCCUGUAUAGUGAACCAGGAGAAUAAGAUUGUUGGUAUUGGCUACAACGGAAUGCCUAAUGGUUGUGAUGACGACCAAUUACCUUGGGCUCGGUCAGCAGAUGACCCUCUGGAGACUAAAUAUCCUUAUGUGUGCCAUGCAGAGCUGAACGCCAUUAUGAACAAGAACAGUGCUGAUGUGAAGGGCUGCACCAUGUAUGUAGCACUGUUCCCCUGUAACGAGUGUGCUAAACUCAUCAUCCAAGCAGGAAUUAAGGAGGUGGUCUAUCUUUCUGAUAAAUACCAUAACACACCAGAGAUGACUGCCUCAAGAAGACUACUCAACAUGGCAGGAAUACAGUUCAAGCAAUUCAAGCCGAAAAGGACAGAGAUUCUCAUUGAUUUUAAUUCCAUAAACCACCCACCCAACAGCGCUGGACAACUCGACAAAGGCACCAUGUAACUUUCUGAUCUUGGGCAGCCAAAAAGAUGUAACAUGAAAGAGAGAUGGUGUGGCUUUUUUAAAAAAAAAAAAAAAAAAAAAAAAAAAAAAAAAAAAAAAAAUUUUUUUUUACGUUUUGAGCCGCGCAUCUUCACUGUUUUGUUUGACAAGGUAUGAAUUCCUUGCUAUUUCACACUGCUUGACCUGGAAGAAAUAGCUGUUUUCUUCACAUUUUUCCUUGAAAAUUAAAUUGACAGGGACCUACAAGUCCAGAGGUUUUAAGUUUAAAGAUCCUUUAAAUUGCACAUGAUAAUUGUUCAAGCUAUUUGUCUUUCUUUUAGUUAAAAACAAUUUCCCAGGCAAAGGAAAAGUUUUGUUCCUUGACUUUUCCGUUUUUAUCAUGGAAGCUGACAUCAAAUUGUCAGAUUUUAUAGCCAGGAGCCACCCUCAAUCAAUUUUGAACUCUCAGGCUGUCCUGUCAGUAUUGUUAAGACCCUUUGUCCAUAGUUUCUUGACACUCGAAGACACUCAAGGAUUUAUUUUGCCAAAUGAAUCAUUGACAUUUUGAUUCCACUGAUAUUUUGACCCAUAUGGCUCCUUUACUACUGUUACAGUUUUAGGACCGGUUUCUAGAAUGAGCUCGAGUAUUUUCAGCUAUCCCUUAGAAGCCUUUUUUUCAUGUUUAGUUCCUGCAUUAUUAUUAUUAUAACGAUGAUGACAUACUUAGAUAUAGUACUGAAAAACAUGCUAGGCACCAAAAAUAGUGAGUUGAAUUACUUAGUGGCAUGAAGCAGGCCCAAAAAAUGGCAUGCAAAUUUGACAUGACGCAGAGAAGAGUGCCGUUAACAAGCCUUCCAAAUUUGAAUGAUUUUUUAUUAUUAUUAAAUGUCCUUAUAUAGUGGUGGUGGGAACUUGCGCUAGAAAGUAUACGUGUUUUUGCCCCGCCCACAAAAUCAGGAAAAUUCAAAUGGUAAAAAACAUGCUUAAGCUACUGUAUAUCUCAACAAUUCAGCACCAUAUUAUGUCUUUAUUUAAUAUAUUUAGAAACAAAACAUAUCUCAUUGGAUCCCCUUUAAAGCUUGGUUUAAACUACGCUGUCAUGUUCUUAUUGUUUUCUUUUAUGUGGUGCUCUUGAGCGGUGGUUUUGCAUGGUUAGUGCAAAAUUAGUUUUAUGGUGUCAAGUACAAUAUUUAAAAAUGUUACCGGGUGAUUUAUUACUAGUACAUUGUCUUGUACUAGUACUUGUUAAAGCUUUUUCUCCAACCUUACAUGUUUUGACAAUUGCCUAACAGCGGAUGGUAUUGUUUGAAUGUCUCUCUGUGUGCAUUAGUGCCUUUCUUUCUAAUGGUGUCUGCUGUUUUCUGCAGUUCAAUAAAACUAAAAGUAC